Molecule: messenger RNA, 5142 nt
Organism: Strongylocentrotus purpuratus (purple sea urchin)
Lineage: Eukaryota; Metazoa; Echinodermata; Echinoidea; Camarodonta; Strongylocentrotidae
Product: MAM and LDL-receptor class A domain-containing protein 1-like
Exons: 30
Coding region: 43-5142 (1699 amino acids)
Cellular component (GO): membrane
Molecular function (GO): protein binding
Source: RefSeq, a predicted model, not a curated record
UUGUAUUACGACAGUGCAGGGCAGCUCCUGCCCACUUCGACAAUGCGGAGUUUUACCGACCCCACCUCAGGAUUCUGGAGGAAGGGAUCCCUGGAGAUACCUUCGACCUACCAGAACGUCUUCACCUUCAAGAUUGAUGUCCAGUCCGCCCUUCUUGAUGAAUACAUCGCACUUGACGAUGUAAUGGUCAACGAUGGACAGUGCACUGGGCAACCAGGAACCUGCAAUUUUGAGGUCGACACCUGCGAUUGGUCCAACGUCCAAACCGGCGACGAAAUCGACUGGUUACGUCACAGCGGGUCAACGGGAAAUGCCAACACAGGCCCGACCUUUGACCACACUACCGGGACGCCCUCUGGCUGGUACAUGUACAUCGAUUCGGCUCGUGGCGGUCAGGGAAGUCGUGCGCGGUUCGAGUCUUCGAGUAUUGAUUCGUCCAAUGGUGUUGCAUGCUUCUCUAUGUGGUAUCACAUGGUGGCUAGUGGCAAUAGCUUUGGCACGAUGAAUGUUGCAUGGGAGACUGCUGAUAGAACAGAAAUCUUACUGGCUUACACUGGCUCCCUGCCCGACCAAUGGAACUAUGCUGAACUAGACAUCCAGACUUCAACUCAGUACAGGAUCCUCAUAGAGGGCGUCCUAUCAGACCAAGGUUCUUGUGACAUCGCCAUAGAUGAUCUGAUACUGUUUAAUGGAGCGUGUAGCGGUAGGACCUCUGAGCCUCCCUUCACCUGUAGCGAUGGUGCUCAGUCUGUCCCUGGGAACCUGGUCUGUGAUUGGUUUCCUGAUUGCCAAGACAACUCGGAUGAAGCAAACUGUGGACCCUGCACGUUUGAAGUAGACCAGUGCAGUUACACGAACGACCAGGCCGGUCUGUUUCCAUGGAUACUUCAGGGUGGGUCAAACACGCCCCCUCCAAGCCUUCCUCUCCCGAGCUACGACCACACAACGGGGUCUGGUUACUAUAUGGUGGUAGACUACACAGCGCAGUCGCAUUCCAGUGACUAUGCCAGGCUGCAGGGCCCGCUUAUACAGGAAAUGAGUGCAAGAUGCUCUAUGACUUUCUACUAUGUUCUCAGCGGUCAAAGUGACCUAAUGGUGUCUUACAAGACAUCCCCUACUGAAGAAACCAUUAUCUAUCGCCGAUCAGAGGCCCGGGGAACCGCCUGGCAGCAAGCAGUUUUAUAUACCGGUCGCAUCCAAAAUCAGCACACGAUCAACUUUCUAGCCCUACCCGACCUCAGCAACCCCGGCAUCAUCGCCAUCGACGACGUCUUCUUCAGUAGCUGCUCGCUACCUCGACCCGAGACAUCGUGCGAGAUCGAUGAGUUCAGAUGCUCCAACAGAGCCUGCAUCAAGCUCGAGUUUCUUUGCGAUUUCGAUGACGACUGCGGAGAUUAUUCUGAUGAGCUUCAAUGCGACUCCACGUCCUUCACCAGCCGAUGUGAUUUCGAGACUGACCUCUGCUCCUUCUCAACUCUGUCUGGAGACUUCAGCUGGACUCGUACAACAGCCGCGCUAGCCCGUGACCAGUCGUACGCCCCUACCCGAGAUCAUACUACGAAUAACAAAGGCGGGUUUUACCUCUUGGCUGAUAGUAUUGGUAGACAGAGGGGCGAUGUAGCGAGGGUCGUGUCCCCGGUGUUUGAGGCGACGGGGUUGAUCACUACUUGCUCUAUGCGGUUCUUCUAUUCAGCAUUCGGGCCUGACGUGGGGGUAUUCAACAUCUAUACCCGCUACACCGUAGGGGGCCCACUCACCCUGAUAAGAACCAUUAGUAACUACGCCAUUGAUAGUUUCACAUUCUUCACGGAGUCCAUCGUUACAACGUCUGAUUACCAGGUUGUCAUCGAAGCCGUGGUCGGCGACGGACAGAGUGCGACCAUCGCCAUCGACGAUAUCAGCUUCUUGAACUGCGCUCUUUCGACUCAGACCUCCCUCCCAGGGGGUACGACACCCCCGAUCCCCACGACACCGCCCGCCUGCCCCGCCCCUGGAGACUUCAGCUGCGGUGAAGGGACCUGUGUACAACAAAGUCAAGUGUGCGAUUUUAUCAAGCAGUGCCCGAACGGCGCUGAUGAAACAAUUUGUGGGAAUUGUGAGUUUGAUAAUGAUUUCUGUCGGGGAGAUAACUUUGGAUGGCAGCGGACUCAAGCAGGAUCGGGAGGAGACUCGUUGGACCGUGAUCACUUCAAUGAUCCUCUCGAGACAGGCUGGUACCUACAAAACAUCUUCGGUUACAACUCCUUCGUGACCCCUGACAUAGGGCCGACCGGGUCACGAUGUCAGGUCAGCUUCUAUUACUACAUGAGUAGUGACCUGGAGCUACUGGAAUUGAGGGCCUAUCUCCUAGACGGGGAUCAGAUAUUCUUGGAGAGGGGAUCUGAGAACCCCAAUACAUGGCAGCAAGGGACUGGAUUUAUUGGACAACAUAACGGCAGGAUACAGGUGAGCUUCGACCAUAUAUACCUGAAUCCUGUUCAGCCCACCACGUAUACCGUAGCACUGGAUGGAAUCUCUUUCUUGAACUGCGCAGCAAAUCAAACUAUAUCAUCAGAUUUGAACUGUACCUUCGAACAAGAUCUAUGUGGGUACUUCCAAACUCCGAAUCCAGAAGAUGAAUUUGAUUGGAUUAGGAAUAGUGGAUCUACAGGAACGAGCACUACGGGACCAUCUUUUGAUCACACUACAGGAUCAGGAUAUUACAUGUACACUGAGAUGAACGGAAACUCUAACGGCGAGAAGGCCCGCCUCGAGUCGCAUCCGCAAUCACCCCCGGGCGAUAAUGGAAUAUGCCUGAGUUUCUAUUACCAUAUGUAUGGGCCUCACGUGGACACGUUCAAUGUGCUGCUCAAAGAGGGGAGUUUAGAGACGCUGAUCUGGACGCGAAAGCAGACGCAGGGAAAUCAAUGGUUGUUGGCCCAGAGAACUAUCAAAACAAUUUCAAGUUGGGCGGUUGUCUUCGAGGCAUUCCGUGGGGCAAAUAAAUACGGGGAUAUUGCAAUAGAUGACGUCAUAUUCUACCCAGGACCCUGCCCUCUCUCAAAUGAGUGUGAUUUUGAGGUUGGACUUUGCUCAUGGACCCAGGGAAGAAACGACGACUUUGAUUGGUCAAUAGGUAGCAAUGGUUCUCCCCCUACUGAUCACACGACUGGAACAGCUUCAGGUAUGUUCGCGUAUGUGAGCACGGCACCUCCACGCACUCAAGGCGAGUUCGCUCGCAUUGUCAGCCCCGUUUACCAGCCCACAUCCACGCAGUGCCUGAACUUCUGGUUUUAUCUCGAAGGCGACGAUGACGGGGGGACGCUGAACGUCUGGGUGCAUGAUCUCAUCAAUGAUGUGUACACGAAUAUAUGGACACAACACGGCCAUGGCCAUGGUAUAUGGCAUUUCGGGCGUGGCACCUUAUCAGCCUCUCAUCCUUAUGAGGUCAUCAUAGAGGGCGUCCUAGGUUCGAACCCAGUUGGUGACCUAGCCAUCGAUGACGUCAAGAUCUCAGGUGGACCAUGUCCCAGAGCUGGUUUCUGUGAUUUCGAGACCGACAAAUGUUCCUGGUCUAACGAAGCUAGCCUUGAUACGAGGGACUGGCUCAGAAACAAUGGAGCUACACCGUCCAACUUCACCGGACCCAGCAUUGACCAUACCUAUGGAACAUCUUUUGGCAUGUAUAUGUACUUUGAGACGUCUGAUCUGGGAUCAGGUUCAGGAGACGGUGACUUUGCUUGGUUAGUCAGUGAGCAUUUCCAUGCUUCGUCGGGUUCUUGUGUAUACUUUUGGUAUCAUAUGUUCGGAACAGGUAUAGGUGAUCUGAACGUUUAUGUAUUAGAUUCUGCUGGCACUGCAACUCUGGUUUGGCAGAUGACAGGGGACAAAGGAGAUGUGUGGCUCAAAGGAGAAGCACAGGUCACCAGAAAUGACGAAUACCAGAUUGCCUUUGAAGCAGUAUCGACUGGAGCUGUGAAGGGCGAUAUAGCUAUAGAUGACGUAGAUAUAGAUCCAUACUCAUGUGGGGCUAGUCCUUCUACCAUCCCUGUAGUGUCAAUGGACUGUACUUUUGAGCUGGACACGUGCUCCUACACGCAGUUCUGCACUGACGACGAUUUUGAUUGGGUGAGAAACCAGCAAGCCACGCCUAGUUUAGAAACAGGCCCCACCUACGACCACACCACCGGAUCCGGCUGGUACAUGUACAUCGAAGCUUCCGGCUACGUCAUUCCUGGUGACCGCGCCCACCUUCUAGGCCCCGCCCAGAACCCGACGGGAGACACGCCCAGAUGUUUAGUGUUUUGGUUGCAUAUGUACGGACCGCACAUCAACCGGUUUAACGCGUACCUAAAGAGGGAGGGGCAACAGGAUGUGAGGAUCUUUACCAAAUAUGGCUCGCAGGGGAGUGUCUGGUUUAAGGCACAGAAGGAGAUUACGUCAUCAGAAAACUGGAAUAUCAUGUUUGAAGGUGUUGUUGGUGAUAAUUUCUUAGGAGACAUAGCUCUUGACGACAUUACGUUGUAUGACGGAGCAUGCCCACAAGAAGUAACCUGUGAUUUUGAGCUGGACUUCUGUGGUUGGGCCCAGGACCAGACGGAUGAAUUUGAUUGGACCAGGGAUGCUGGAGGAACAGGAUCUAGUAACACAGGACCAACUUACGACCAUUCAACUGGCACAACAGAAGGUUUCUAUGCCUUCACUGAGGUAUCCUCACCCAGAGUACAGGGUGACCGAGCAAACCUCAUCAGUCCCACGUACCUUGAUACGCGUAGUGAAUGCUUCCGGUUCUGGUAUCAUCUCCUGGGCAAGGCCAUAGGUCAAUUGACCGUCUACAUUAAAGAUGAGAUCACGGGGUCAACGAGUGCUCCACUCUUUGAUAAGUCAGGUCCUCCGUCAGAUGCUUGGCGCUUUGCUCAAGUUGACAUCUCAUCUGCUCAUCGCUACCGGAUCAUCAUAGAGGGCGUCAGAGGGAGCGGUGUUCAGGGUGAUAUAGCUAUUGACGAUACUGAGGUCAUCCCUGGUGCCUGUCCAAAGCAAGGUAUUACAAAUAUUCCUAUGAGUCAUUCUUUGAAUAGUUUAAUUGGCAAAGUCAUCGAUCUUUCAACGACAAUGGGGUUCAGCAUCGAAUCCCAUCCCAUCACUUCCUUGGCAAGACGUUAA